Molecule: messenger RNA, 3897 nt
Organism: Plasmodium relictum
Lineage: Eukaryota; Apicomplexa; Aconoidasida; Haemosporida; Plasmodiidae
Product: ubiquitin-like protein, putative
Exons: 5
Coding region: 1-3897 (1298 amino acids)
Cellular component (GO): BAT3 complex
Molecular function (GO): polyubiquitin modification-dependent protein binding; misfolded protein binding
Source: RefSeq, a predicted model, not a curated record
AUGGAAGAAGAUAAUAUAAGAAUAAAAAUAAAAAGUAUAAAUAAUGAAGAACAUGAAUUAUGUGUAAAACAAAGUAUGAAUACAGAAGAAUUAAAAAGUAUAUUAGCUGAGAAAAAAAAUGUAAAUAAAAAUGAUAUAAGAUUAAUAUAUCAAGGUCAAUGUUUAUCAAAUGAAAAAACAAUUUCAGAUUAUAAUAUACAAAAUGAUCAUAUAAUCCAUUUAGUUGUUAGAAAAAGAGAUAAUGCAAAUAAUGAUGGUGACAAUAAAAAUGAUAGUACAAAUGCAAAUAGAAUUAAUGAUAAUAUAAAUGAUCCUCUAAAUAUUAAUUUCGCUUCUAGUAUGAAUCAAAACAACAGUAGUAGUACCAAUACUAAUAAUAAUGCUUCUCCUUUUUACUUUACUCAUAUGAGAUUGACUAGGAAUGAUAAUUUAGAAAAUGAUUUAAUGGGGCAAAGUAAUAUAUAUUCAUUAUUAAAUGAUAUAAUGAGUCAAGUAAAUAUAAACCCUAAUUUUAUAUAUGGUGCAGCAGCAGCAGCAGCUAACGAUAAUAUAUUCGCAAAUAAUAUUAAUCAAAAUAUGAAUGAUUAUAAUAAUAAAGGAAAAGAAAAUAAAAAUAAUGAAGAUGACAAUAAUGACAAAGAAACAAAUAUAAAAAAAGAUGAAGAGAAAAAACAAAAGAUUAGAAAUUCACACAAUGAUACAAAGAAUAAUGAUGAUACUUAUUUAGAUAUAGAUCAAAAGAAAGAUAGAGAAAAAAAAGGAAAAGGGAAAAUAAAUGAAAAAGAAGAUGAAGAAAAAAAUAGAGAGAGAAAAAAAAUGAUGGAUAAUAAAAUGGAAAAAGAAGAAUACGAAGAUUUUAAAGGUAGAAUAUAUAAAGAUAAAAAAGAAGAGAAAGAAGUAACAAAAAAGAAAAAAAGGAAAAAUAUAAAUGACGAAAAAAAAAAAUAUAAAAACAAAAAUAAAGAGGAAAAUACAGAAUGCAAUUUUAAUGAUUUUGAAAGUAGUUCAGAUAAUGAAUCACAUAGUAGUAAUUCAGGUCUUUCAGAAAGUGAUGAUACUGAAGAAAUAAAGGAAGAAAAGAAGAAAUAUGGAAAGAAAAUAAAAAAAAAAAGAACUAAGAAUAAAUAUAAAAAAAAGAAAUAUUAUGAUUAUAGUAGCUAUACAUCUGAUGAUGAGCCAUUUAAAAAAGAUGAAAGAAUAAGAAAACAAAACGGAAAUACAUUUGAAGAAAGUUAUUAUUAUCCGCCUAAUUAUUUUUACAACAGCAAUAUAAGAAACGAUAAUAAUAACAAUUAUAUUUUAAAAAAAAAAAAUGAUUUCAAUAAAUAUCCUUAUCCUUUUAUACCUAAUACAUUAAAAGGUUCAUAUAAUGAAAAACAACAAUACACUCAUCGGGAUGAUUUCAAUGAAAUGUAUGAAAAUAUAAAUGAUGAUAAAGUAGAUAAUUUUUUAAGAAAAAGAGACAGAAAAAAAAAAAUGUUUAAUGAUUAUAAAAAAAAUAUGUUAAAUUCUUCAAAAAGGAAUACUAAUAAUAUUGUAGAUAUUAAUAACAAUAUUUCCAAUAAAAAUGCUCAUAAUUGCAAGAGUAUGUCAAGAAUGUCUAGUAUAAUAAAAAAUUCUAAUGAAUGCAUUUCUGCUAGUAAAGAUGAUUAUUAUUAUACUAAAAACAAUUACCCAAAUAUAGUUCCUCUUAGUGAUACAGAAAGAGAUAGUGAAAUAAUUAGAAAUGAUUCAUUUAGAACAAAUUCUAGAAUAGCCAUUAAUGAGCCUGCUGCCUUAUCAUCUAACAAUUCUGCAGUCGGAAAUAUGAGAUCUAUUCAAAUGACUAGUAAUAGAAGAAAUAGUACAUUAAGAAGAAGUGAACCAAAAUGUUUAAAUGAUUUAAAUAAUCCAGAAUAUAAAAAUGUUGAAAUUAAUAUUCCUUGGAGAGUUAUUGAACAGUUAUUAGUUUUAUUAGAAGAAGAGACUGGAUAUAGAAGACCUGAUUUAUCUUCGUAUAUUCAUUCCUACUACAACUCUAAUUCUAUUUAUGUCUUUUUCUAUUUAUUUGUUCAUAUCAAUAAUAUUAUUAAUAGUAUUAUUAUUCAGUUUAACCAUGCCAAUUUUCUUAAUAAUGAUAUAAGUAUGUCUUCAUUUUCAAGAAUAAGUUUAAUAUUGUCAUUAGCCUCUGUUAUAUUCUCAAAAUUAUCAAAUUUCUUUUUUGUUUUUUAUGACAAUUUUUAUUUUCCUAAUUACGGAAAUAAUUAUAGAAAUAGGGAUUCUAUAAAUCAUGAAUUCUUAAGGGAAAUAAGAAACUUAUAUUACAGUAAUAAUAGAAAUAAUAAUAUUAAUAACAAUAGAUUUUAUCAUACCAAUCAUUACAACAAUAACACACAAAUGAAUAUGGACGCCUAUAAUCAAAAUUCCUUUCCUUAUCCAAAUAAUGUUAAUAAUAAUUAUUAUCCACUUCCUUAUGAUAUGAGAAAUAAUUGCUGUAGUAAGACAAAUUUACAACAAGAAUUUGAAGAUUAUUAUAAAAAUUAUUUACCAUUUGUGAAGGAUGGCAAAAGCAUGAUUUUAAGAAAAGAUAAUUUAAAUAAUAAAGAAAAUAAUAUUAAUCAAAAUAAUUUUGCAAAAGAAGAUAAUAAUAAUAAUAGUAAAAUAAGCUCAGGGAAUAAAUUUUGUGAUAAAUCAUUAAUUGAAAGCGGAAUUAAUAAUAUUUUUUUAAAAAACGAUAGAAUAAAAGAGAAUAAUGGAUCUAAUAAUAAUUCAUUUCUUCAUUUUUCUAAUAAAAAUAAAUCAGCAUUAAAUACUUAUAAAAAAAAAAGAAAUGAUGAAAAAGAAAAAGAAAAGAAAAAACAUCAUAAUUGUUAUAAUGAGAAAUAUUUAUUUAAAGAUAUUGAUUCUUACAAAAGUGAUAGUAAAGGAAGUGAUAGUGAUAGUGAUAGUAAUCAUAAAAAUAAAAAAAAUAAUAUUUCCAGUGAUUUUAAUUCAAAUGCACUAAACAUCAAAGAAAAAAAAGAAAGCAUCAUGAACAAAUUUGAAAGUAGCUUAAAAAGUACAUAUGAUGACAAAAUAAAUGAAAAAAAAGAUAAUAAAAAUGUUCAUAAUGAAAAUAAUUUUAAUGAUAUAGAAAAAGUAAAUGAUAAGAAUGCAUUAAAUACUAUAUUAAAUAAUAAUUUAAUUUUCUAUGAUAGUAAUAUCGACGAUAUAUAUGAUGUUUCAGAAGAUGGAAAAGAAAAAGGUUUAUUAGUAGAAAAGGAAGAAGAAACAAAAAAAAUUAGCAAUACAGAUACUGUAAAAAAGGAAAAAUUAAAUGAUAAUGUGAUAGAAAAAAAAACAGAAGUAUCUUCUGAAAAUAAUAAAAUAAAAAAUGUUAACAAUAUUUCUCCAAAAACUGUUGUAAGCAAUCAGAAUGAUAAUAAUAUGGCUAAUAAUGAUAACAAAAAAAACCCAAAUAAGCCUUCCAUACCAAAUUUCAAUUUAUCAAAUAUUCUAAAUAGUGUUCAAGGUCAAAUGGAUAAUAUAGCAAAAGAUGCAAAUGCAAAUGCAAAUGAUAAUUUUGAGGGAGUACCUGAUGAAGUAAAAGAAAGAUAUAAAAAUUGGGUGGAAAAUUCUCAAAUAUUUUCAGGACAAAUGAUAAAAAUUUGCAAGAACAAAAGACCCUUAAGUAAUGCUUAUAUUGGAGGAAAUUCGUCAAAAGAUGAUAUAUCUUACAGCAAUUUAUUACAAUUUAUAUGGAAAAGAAACAUGAGCACUUUAAAUGUUAAUUUAAACUUGGAAGUUACUGAAGAGUUACUAAAUUCUUUUGAUUUUCAUACAUUAGAAUUUAUAAUGAAAUCAAUUAGAAAUAAUGAAGAUUAUAAAACAGAGAAAUUUAAAUAUCCAAGUAAAGAAAAUAAAAAAAAAGUCGAUUGA